CUAUUCCAUCCUCUGUAAAUACAGCAGGUGCAGCUGGGAGGCGUAGUGUCUAUCCAGGAUGUUCAGCCAGGGAUAUGUUUCUUCUUUCAGCUGGUACGAACAACGGUCGGACCCGUGGGGACCGCAAAUUGAGAAGCAGUCAAUGGGGACGGCCAGCGUUAGAUCACACAAUUGCUGGAGCGGAAACGCCUUCCCCUGAAACCGAUGGGCUUUGUCCACUUAGUGGACCUGUAGAAGAUGGUGUACUAGGUGCACCAAUUCGAAGUACCAGUGCAGCUUCUUCUAGUAGUUGUAGUAGUUUCUCUGCGUUGAAGUCGGAGAAUGUGCAACAUCUUCCGGAUCAUCAUCAUCUGAUACCCGCUUGUAGGUCCUCCUCUAGCUGUAGCACAGCGGUCGGAUGCUUGGGUGGCGAAG
Messenger RNA from Amoebophrya sp. A25, 414 nucleotides. NCBI's taxonomy places the organism in Eukaryota, Dinophyceae, Syndiniales, Amoebophryaceae. The record is from the annotation of a GenBank genome assembly.